CUUGUCUUCUCCGCUAGUGGAGCUUGUCCCCCGGUUAGAUUCACAGUCGUAAUUCUCUGACCAAUAUUUAUUUCUGGUUUCAGUCUUCCUCUCAGAUUUGAAUGAAUUUCAAAACAAUUAAUCUUGUUCACAGUCACAGUGGUUUUAGGUUCCGAAAAAAUUUGAAUCAGUUCUAGUUUGUCCUCAAUGUGAAGUCAUAAAACAGUAUUGAUUUAGAUUUUUCAUUGUUUGUUUGUCAAUUUAACAUCUAUCAGUUCAUUUUAGUCAGUGUAACCAACUCUUACAUGUUAUAUAGUGAAUAUUUAUUUGUUAUUUAUAUGCAUUUCUCUGUAGUUAUUUCAUGCUAAUGUUACUUUGAACUUUCCAUUGCUAGAUAUGGCCUCAGCUAGCACUACGACUAAUUAUCCACAACGACUUUACAAAAGAGGGAAAACACCUAACCAACAAAAGAGUAUGAGUUACUAUAGUUAUUUGUCAAAUUUUCAAAUGGUGGAAGUAGGAGUAGGAAACGACGCAUGAGAUGCACUGAAGAAGUCAUCAGUUGGAGUUUUUCCUAGAUUUUACGAGCUUGAUUUCACAUGGUAUGCAAAGGUUGUUCAUUACCUCUUAACGCAUCAGCUGGUAGUUAGAAAGAACUACGAGAUAUGGUCGUUACAGCAACUUCUUCGGCAGCUACAUCAUCUUCUUCUUCCUCCAAAUCUAUAUCCUUAAGUUCAAGACAAAUUCUCAUCGGUUCGGUCUUUAGUUGCUCCAAAAAUCCAGAAAAUUGUCUUUGAUUUCCGAUAUCUAUAGGCAGUGUAUUUUGUGGUAAUGUCAACAAAACUUUUUUUGGAUACAUGUAGCUCAAUUCCACCUUGUAAUAUUGUGUAUCGACUUUGUACUCUCUGAUCACCAUUUGAACAAAAUAUUCAUAGCAAAUCCUAUCAUUUACUUCUGUAACUUUUCUCUCGUUUUUCUUGUCAACACCAAAUAGCCAUCUAGUUUCUUGAUAUAUCCAUUUACCACAUGUAAGAGUAAGUUGCCCCAUCUGUGAAAAAAGAAAGGAGAAUUGAUGGAAAGAAAACGUAAACAGCGUAAGAAGAAGAAGACAGCUUCUUGAUAUAUCCAUUUACCACAUGUAAGAGUAAGUUGCCCCAUCUGUGAAAAAAGAAAGGAGAAUUGAUGGAAAUAAAACGUGAACAGCCUAAGAAGAAGAAGACGGCUUGACGUAAUAGGUAACGGACUUGAUUAGAUUUGUUUAGAUUAGGGUUUGAUUCAAUUUUAUUUCUGGUCUAAAUUAAGUUAUGAUUUGGUUUACACAAUUAAAUUAUGAUUUGGUUUAAAUUAAGUAAUGGUUUGGUUUUCACAUUUAAAUUAUUGUUUGGUUUAAAUUAAAUCCGGUUUACAUGGUUUGUCACGAUUUUGGUUAAUUGGUUAAAAUUAUAUAAGUCUGUCUUCAAAAAGAAAAAAAAAUCUGUGGUCAAAAGUAAAUAAAUCUGUUGAAGUUUGUUAACUAAAUCUAUUGAAAAGAAAUAAAUCGGUUGGAAGUCUAUCAAAACUAAAUAAAUUUGUGGGCAAAUGAAGACAAAUCUGUGAAAACAAAAAUUAGUUUGUUAAAAAUAAAUAUAUAAAUAAAUAUGUGUCUGAAGAGCAAAUAAAUCUAUCAAACCUUAAAUAAAUCUGUCAACUUUAGAUAAGUCUGUAUCUAUAAGAAAUAAAUCUGUUAAAAUUAAAUAAUUAUGUUGCCAAAGAAAAAUAAAUCUAUUAAAUAUAUAUAUGUGAAAAUCAAAUUAAGUCUAUGGAUUUUAAAUAAGUUUGUGGCAAUAUAGAAAUAAAUUUAUGGUUAAUAAGUCUGUUGCUUCGUGUAACGUGAAUCAAAUAAAUCUAUCAAAUGGCAAAACUGUAAUUAUAAAAAAAAUUAAGAAAAUUAUAUAAAUGGCAGUUUUGUAAUUAUCGUUUUACAGAACAAAACGUCUAAGGGCAUUAUAGGUAUCAAAACUAAACCAGUAAUUAAAAAAAUAUUAGAACUAAUCUAGUAAUAAACUGAUAAAUUAGGUCUACAUUAAUUUUUUUCCCUAUAUAUAAAUGUUAUUAUUUUACUUUUAUUGAGCAACAACCCUUCCUAUCUUAUAGAAAAGGAUCCCAUGAUCACUGCAAUCUUUUUUUUUAAGUAGAAAAUAAAGAGAAUCACUGUAAUAAAACAUUUUUAGAAACAAUCACUGCAGAUCCAACCAUUGCAGAUGCAUGGUCGUAAUUAUAGGUUCGAGUCAAAUAUCUUGAUUUCCUUUAUUUGAAAAUACAUUACCUUAGACAAAAUUAAAAAAUGAAAACUAGUCAAACAUAGCAGUUAAAAAAACUAGUCAAACAUAGUGCUAUAUAUAGCUUUUCCAUUUCUUCAUCGUAUAUAAAUAACAGACUUAUAUUCAUCCUUGAAGAAACAAAACUAGUUAAUAAAAUGUCUAGAGCAUUUACGAUGGAUCUUAUCGUGAAUCUCGUACCUCUUUUGUUCUCAGCAGCCCUAGUUUAUUCGGAUCAAAGUACAGUGCCUCUCAAAUCUUUCAAGAUCAGUGAAAAUGUGAUAUACGAUUGCAUUGAUAUUUAUAAGCAACCGGGACUUGAUCAUCCCUUGCUCAGAAACCACAAAAUCCAGAUGAAACCAUCAUUUUCACCACAUGAUUCAACGAAUAAAACUGGCAAUAACGCGACAUACAAAACGAAAAUAGCAUGUCCAUAUGGAACUGUUCCUAUACUGAGAAAUACAAAGGAAUUCAACACUGAUGCACAAAUUUUUGCCGAAAAGCAUUUCAAUCAGAUUUUAGCCGAUGGGCUCGAUCCUCUAACACAUAUUGCUGGAGUAAGGUCGGAGCCUGGUCCAUAUCGUGGUGUGCAAGCCUUUUUUAAAGCAUAUAACUUAGACCUCAGAGACGAUGAAGCGUCCUAUAAUCAGAUAUAUAUAGGGAGUGGACUUAAUAACGGGGACAAUUUUUUGAUGACAGGUUUAAUGAUAAAUCCAAGUUUAUAUGGAAACGACAGUGUCUGGACAUUUGGAUUUUUUCAGGGUAAGGAUGGAAAAGGAUGUUACAAUACUGGAUGUCCAGGGUUUGUCCAAUUAUCGCCACGAAAUCCCAUAGCCUUUCCCGUAGGAAUGAAGCCACUAGAAGCUGGCAACAUACAUCCCUUCAUCCAUCAGGAUAAUCAAACAGGAAAUUGGUGGCUUUCAACCUUGGGUUAUAAUUCAUUUAAAGUAGAUAUCGGCUAUUGGCCAAAAGAGCUAUUCAACCUUAUGGAUAAUGGUGGAAAUAUUGUUGGAGCUGGAGGUGUGGUUCAUGCUUCUCCAUUUGGUACAAGCCCUGCGAUGGGUCAUGGUCAAUUUCCAAAACAACCAGUACCUUUAGAUGGAUCACCAACUUUUUCAGAUGUUAAAGUCAUGAAUUCUAAGUAUGAGUCACAUAGAAUGGAUUAUUUUCCAAUAGAGAAGUUGUUAGACAGUCCCCAGUGUUAUGGGAUAGAAAUUGGGAUAAACGAACCUCCUCAUCACGAUCAUCGUGGUUUCUUUUUUGAUGUUGGUGGUCCGGGAGGAAACACUUGUUGAAUUUGAUAUUUGUAAUUUCAUUUAUACCCAUGAUAUUUAAUAAAACUAUCAUUUUAUAAA
Molecule: messenger RNA, 3631 nt
Organism: Brassica rapa (field mustard)
Lineage: Eukaryota; Viridiplantae; Streptophyta; Magnoliopsida; Brassicales; Brassicaceae
Source: RefSeq, a predicted model, not a curated record